Molecule: messenger RNA, 1178 nt
Organism: Stegastes partitus (bicolor damselfish)
Lineage: Eukaryota; Metazoa; Chordata; Actinopteri; Pomacentridae
Product: diablo homolog, mitochondrial-like
Exons: 6
Coding region: 1-786 (261 amino acids)
Biological process (GO): intrinsic apoptotic signaling pathway in response to oxidative stress; neuron apoptotic process
Cellular component (GO): mitochondrion
Source: RefSeq, a predicted model, not a curated record
AUGCAAGCCGUUCGUCAGUGUUCAGCGUGUGCCAGAAGUGCUGCUGGAGGACUUGUAAGGAAUCAGACCACCGACGUUUCACUGCUGCAGACCAGCAGGAGCGUGAUGAGGAGAGGAGCUGCAUGCGUCCGCUUUCUCAGCUCUGACAGCAGGAAGCCUGGAGUCCAGACGUUGGGCGGACUGACUUCACACAUGAGCAUAGCGCCUUUAAGUAUUGACAGCAGGCUUCGUGCUUUCUCUUUCACACAGCAAGUGGAAAACCUCUCACACGACUCGCUGAUCAAAAGAGCUGCUUCAGUGGUUACAGACAGCUCGAGUACUUUCCUCUCCCAGACCACCUUGGCUCUCAUCGACGCCCUUACAGACUACUCAAAGGCUGUGCACUCUCGCAUUGCUUUCCAAAGACGGUAUUUGGCCUCAGUGGGAAAACUGAGUCCAGCGGAGGAGGAUUCACUCCAGCAGGUGAUCAGCAGCUGGCGAGCAGAGGCUAUUGAGAGACUAGACGAAUGCAAACGCUACGAGUCCACCUGGAACAAUGCUGUCAGCCUGUGUGAAAUGGCAGCUGAGGCAGCGUACGCUUCAGGAGCCCAGCAGGCUUCCAUCUCGAUGAGGACGAAUGUUCAGGUGGCCCAGUCGCAGGUGGACGAGGCCCGCAAACUGUCGGCGGAUGCAGAUAAAAAGCUGGCCGAGACGAAAGUAGAAGAAAUCCAGAGGAUGGCUGAAUAUACGGCCCUGAAGAGCACCGAAGAGCACGAGGUGCACGAGGCUUAUCUACGAGAGGACUAAGACAUGGAGAGAUGUUGGAAAACGAAGGAAAAAAAAAAACAUGUCAAAGUGCUGUUGAUUUCAUAGUGAUGUGGAUUCACCUUCAAUAACUUUGAUCGUUCUGCAAUGUUUGAUGUCUGUAAGAUAUUUAUAUAUUUGCGUUUACACCUCGUAAAUCUGACUUUGAAAAGAAAAUCAACCAAAUAGCAAUUUGGAAUUAUUUACUGUUGCAUUGGUCAUUAUUUAAGACUAUUUAUUUGAUUAGUCAACCUCAGCAGAAUUAUGGAAUUUAUAGUGUGUGUUGUGUGACAGUGGGACUUCACCACCGGAGAUCACAAUGUAUGUUUUGUUGUAACAUAGACAUUGUUUUUUGUUAAACUAUUCUAUCGAUUAAUGGUUUUCAGAGUUAAUAA